This is a messenger RNA of Trichoderma harzianum CBS 226.95, 1101 nucleotides long. RefSeq lists its product as hypothetical. Bases 298 to 978 code for a protein of 226 amino acids. Lineage: Eukaryota; Fungi; Ascomycota; Sordariomycetes; Hypocreales; Hypocreaceae. The transcript has 3 exons. The record is from RefSeq and is a predicted model, not a curated record.
CCCGUAUCUCGCUACGUAAUUUGUGCCCAGCCCGAGACCAUCAGCUGCAUCUCUUCUCUUACUUCUUACCUGGUCGGUCCAUCACGGCCGCUUCUUUCUCCUCUCUGUUUAUCGCCUCUUGCUACGGUGCCUAUUCUCUUAUUUUCCUCUUGAUUUGUCGCCUUGGUUUAUUUCGGCGUCUCCUUGAAGCUCCGGCCUUCUACGUCUUACAUCGCUUACUCGUAACUCUUACUUACAACAUCUCCUCUCUACAUACGCCCAACAUCUCCUCCCGAUAUCCCGAUAUUACUAUCAAUCAUGGCCAAUUUGCCUUCAAACGUCCAUGUCUCGCAGCAUCCCAGUCUGCUGGCUAAGCUCAGCCAACUGCGAUCUCAAUCCGCCAGCCCCCGAGAUGUCAAGUCCUUGAUCCACGAAAUCUCAUUAAUCAUCGCUUGUGAAGCCAUCAGCACCGCCAUAAAACCAGCCGAUGGCCCCAAGGACAAAACUCCCCUAGGCUUUGAAUACACAACUGUCGUCUCUGAACCCAGCAAUAUCUGCAUAGUCCCAAUCCUGCGGUCUGGCUUAGGCAUGGUUGAAGCUGUACAAACCAUGCUCCCAGCCUCAGUACCCAUCCACCAUCUUGGCAUGUACCGCGAGCCCUCAACUCUCGACCCCGUCGAAUACUACAACAACCUCCCCCGACAAAACUCCUCCUCGGGCCCCGAAGGAAGCAAGCUCGCUAUUAUUGUCGACCCCGUCAUCGCUACUGGCGGUACGUGCGCCGCGGCCAUCCAGACCUUGCGCGAAUGGGGUGCCAGGAGGAUCCUUGUCCUGUGUGUCCUGGGAGCUUCAGAAGGUGUCCAGAAGGCUGCGGCGGAGUGGCCUGAGGGCACGGAAAUUUGGAUCGCAGGUGUCGACAAGGAAUUGACGGAUGGCGGCAUGUUGAAGCCCGGCCUAGGUGACGUUGGGGAUCGCCUGUUUUUGACCAUUGGCAAAUAAUCACCAAACCAGGCGGCUAUCGAAGGAACAUCAUGGGCAACGAGAUGAUGAAUCGGUUCUUGGGUAUAGCGAUAGAGAUGGUGUUCAAUAGGCAUAGGCGCAGAGAAAUUCUAUUCUGGUGGC